Molecule: messenger RNA, 393 nt
Organism: Acanthocheilonema viteae
Lineage: Eukaryota; Metazoa; Nematoda; Chromadorea; Rhabditida; Onchocercidae
Source: the annotation of a GenBank genome assembly
AUGGAUUGCAGUUCGGUGGAUGAUGGCUACUCUUGCUUAAAACGAUGUUAUCCAAAUGAUCCGAUCUGUAUCAGUAAUCAUACCCAAGAGAUAUUAUAUCAGUUCAGAGGUUUACCAUCCACCACAUACAUAAGAUAUCCGAUUGAAGUUUCUCGUGUGCGAGCGCAAAUAGAUAAGCCGUUAUCAGUGGAGUAUAAGAUUGAUAAAGUGAACCAAGAUACAUUUAUGGUACAACAAGAUCGUAAUCUAGGUGUUGUAAAAAUGAUAGCACCUAUCAAGGGGCCAAAAACGAUUGUAGUUAGGUUACAUCUCAAUAUCUAUUCACGGUCUCAUGUACUUCUAACACAUAAUAUUGCUAUCAUAACAAUUUAUGUUUCACAGUAUACUUUUUGA